This is a messenger RNA of Aegilops tauschii subsp. strangulata, 1528 nucleotides long. Lineage: Eukaryota; Viridiplantae; Streptophyta; Magnoliopsida; Poales; Poaceae. The record is from RefSeq and is a predicted model, not a curated record.
UCAUAAGGGAAUUUCUAUCUACACUGGCACUAUAAUAUCAGAUUGGGGGGGGGGGAGAUCGGAAUUAGCAAUUGAUAAAAAAGAAAGGAUAUGGGCUCGCGUGAGUAGAAAACAAAAGAUAUCUAUUCUAGUUCUAUCAUCAGCUAUGGGUUCGAAUCUAAGAGAAAUUCUAGAUAAUGUUUCCUACCCUGAAAUUUUCUUGUCUUUCCCGAAUGCUAAGGAGAAGAAGAGGAUUGAGUCAAAAGAAAAAGCUAUUUUGGAGUUUUAUCAACAAUUUGCUUGUGUAGGUGGGGACCUGGUAUUUUCGGAGUCCUUAUGCGAGGAAUUACAAAAGAAAUUUUUUCAACAAAAAUGUGAAUUAGGAAGGAUUGGUCGACGAAAUAUGAAUCGGAGACUUAAUCUUGAUAUACCUCAGAACAAUACAUUCUUGUUACCACGAGAUGUAUUGGCCGCUACGGAUCAUUUGAUUGGAAUGAAAUUUGGAACGGGUAUACUUGACGAUGACGAUAUGAAUCACUUGAAAAAUAAACGUAUUCGUUCGGUUGCAGAUCUGUUACAAGAUCAAUUCGGAUUGGCUCUUGGUCGUUUACAACAUGCAGUUCAAAAAACUAUUCGUAGAGUAUUCAUACGUCAAUCGAAACCGACUCCCCAAACUUUGGUAACUCCAACUUCAACUUCAAUUUUAUUAAUAACUACUUAUGAGACCUUUUUUGGCACAUACCCGUUAUCUCAAGUUUUUGAUCAAACGAAUCCAUUGACACAAACUGUUCAUGGGCGAAAAGUGAGUUGUUUAGGUCCUGGAGGGUUGACGGGGAGAACCGCAAGUUUUCGGAGCCGAGAUAUUCAUCCGAGUCACUAUGGGCGUAUUUGUCCAAUUGACAUGUCUGAAGGAAUCAAUGUUGGACUUACUGGAUCCUUAGCAAUUCAUGCGAGAAUUGAUCACUUGUGGGGAUCCAUAGAGAGUCCGUUUUAUGAAAUAUCUGCUGAGAAAGCAAAAGAAAAAAAGAGAGACAGGUGGUUUAUCUAUCACCAAAUAGAGAUGAAUAUUAUAUGAUAGCAGCAGGAAAUUCUUUGUCCUUGAAUCAAGGUAUUCAGGAAGAACAGGUUGUUCCGGCUAGAUACCGUCAAGAAUUCUUGACUAUUGCAUGGGAACAGAUUCAUGUUAGAAGUAUUUUUCCUUUCCAAUAUUUUUCUAUUGGGGGUUCUCUCAUUCCUUUUAUUGAGCACAAUGAUGCGAAUCGGGCUUUAAUGAGUUCUAAUAUGCAGCGCCAAGCAGUUCCGCUUUCUCGGUCCGAGAAAUGCAUUGUUGGAACUGGAUUGGAGCGCCAAACACCUCUAGAUUCGAGGGUUUCCAUUAUAGCCGAACGCGAGGGAAAGAUCAUUUCUACUGAUAGUCAUAAGAUACUUUUAUCAAGUAGUGGGAAGACUAUAAGUAUUCCUUUAGUUAACCACCGUCGCUCUAACAAAAAUACUUGUAUGCACCAAAAACCCCGGGUUCCACGGGGUAAAUCCAUUAAAAAAGGACAAA